Messenger RNA from Drosophila innubila, 1142 nucleotides. Its product is annotated as aldo-keto reductase family 1 member B1. The transcript has a single exon. Gene Ontology annotation, cellular component: cytosol. Lineage: Eukaryota; Metazoa; Arthropoda; Insecta; Diptera; Drosophilidae. The record is from RefSeq and is a predicted model, not a curated record. Gene Ontology annotation, molecular function: aldose reductase (NADPH) activity. Bases 133 to 1068 code for a protein of 311 amino acids.
AUCGCUUUAGUUGCUCACCAAACCUUGAACGUGCUGGAACACAAUACAAUACCGCAGUGUCGAUCGAAACGGAACGAAAUUGAAAACGCGUCAUCAAUCAGAAUAUUAAUUUUGUAGUUAAUUAUCAACAAAAUGCCAAAUCUAGCGCCAAAAAUCAAGCUUAAUAAUGGCCAGGAGAUGCCUGUGCUGGGUCUGGGCACCUGGAGAUCGUACGAAUCGGAAGCUUAUCAGGCCACAUGCUCGGCCAUCGACAUGGGCUACAGACACAUUGACACCGCAUUCGUCUACGAGAACGAGCAGGAGGUGGGCAAGGCGGUGCGGGAGAAGAUUGCCCAGGGCGUGAUCAGGCGUGAGGAGAUCUUUGUGACCACCAAACUGGGUGGCAUCCACCACGAUCCAGAGAUUGUCGAACGCGCCUUUCGACUGAGUCUUAACAACUUGGGUUUGGAGUACAUCGACUUGUAUUUAAUGCAUUUGCCGAUCGGACAAAAGUUUCACAACGACAACAAUGUGCAUGGAACUUUGGAACUGACCGAUGUCGAUUAUUUGGAUACAUGGCGGGAAAUGGAGAAACUCGUGGAUCUGGGACUUGCUCGCAGUAUUGGAUUGUCCAAUUUCAAUGCCGCUCAAACGGAGCGAGUUCUGAAGAAUUGUCGCAUUAAGCCCGUGGUGAAUCAAGUGGAAUGUCAUCCGGCAUUCCAGCAGCGUCAACUGCGUCAACAUGCCAAGGAACACAAUCUGGUGAUCUGCGCCUACUGCCCGCUGGCACGCCCACAACCCGCCCGCCACUGGCCGCCAUUCCUGUAUGAUGAGCAUGCCCAACAGUUGGCCAAGAAAUACGGUCGUACCUCGGCCCAAAUUUGCCUGCGUUAUCUCAUACAAAUUGGUGUUGUGCCGCUGCCAAAAUCAUCGAAUCCGUCGCGCAUUGCCGAGAACUUUAAUGUCUUUGAUUUUGAGCUGAAACCGGAGGAUGUGGCAUCCAUGGAGCGAUAUCAUACCGGUGUACGCACAGUUCCAUUUAGCGGCAUGGCCAGCCAUAAAUAUUAUCCAUUCAAUACAGAGUUCUAGUCUUAAGUUAAAUUACUUUUAAAAAUAAAUGGUGUCUUAGUAUUUUGAAUAAACAGACAAAGUUAAAUUAAACU